GCGAGCGAGCGAGCGAGGAUGAGCGGGAACGGAGCGAAGAAGGUAGCGGAGGUGGCGGCGAAGGCCUCUAAGUCGAUCGAUUGGGACGGGAUGGCGAAGCUUCUCGUCUCCGAUGAGGCACGCAAGGAAUUCUCGAACCUCCGCCGCGCCUUCGACGAGGUCAACCACCAAAUCCAGACCAAGUUCUCGCUGGAACCUGAACCCAUUGACUGGGACUAUUACAGAAAAGGAAUUGGUUCACACCUGGUAGAUCAGUAUAAAGAAGCAUAUGAAAGCAUUAAGAUCCCGAAGUUUGUUGACACUGUGACUCCAGAAUACAAACCCAAGUUUGAUGCUCUGCUCGUUGAGUUCAAAGAAGCAGAAAAGCAAUCUCUAGAGAGAUCAGCACAGUUGGAGAAAGAAAUUGCAGAAGUUCAGGAGAUGAAAAAAAAGAUAUGUAAUAUGACAGCUGAUGAAUAUUUUGAGAAGCAUCCAGAGCUGAAGAAGAAGUUUGACGAUGAAAUUCGUAACGACUACUGGGGAUAUUAAGUAUAACCCACUUUUUCCCUUCAGUAGCUUCUUGCAUGUCAUGAGAUCUCUAAUAAGUUAGUUGAUCAUGGUUUAUCUCAACAUUGGAAUGACCUCUAUUUAGAGCAGACGUUUGAUACUUUUAUUUUUUCCAAAGUCCUACUUGCUGUCUUUUAUGAUGCACUUCACUAUGUUGGAUUUGCCUUAACUGGCAUCUCUCUUUACAUUUUUUUUAGCUAAUAAAUAUGUUCGCCAAUACUUUCUUGAUAAAUAACAUUGGAAGUGUGUGGUCGAGAUUUCUUCAUUAA
Messenger RNA from Zingiber officinale, 815 nucleotides. RefSeq names its product ATP synthase subunit d, mitochondrial-like. The coding region runs from base 19 to 528 and encodes 169 amino acids. The record is from RefSeq and is a predicted model, not a curated record. The transcript is spliced from 5 exons. Gene Ontology annotation, biological process: proton motive force-driven ATP synthesis. NCBI's taxonomy places the organism in Eukaryota, Viridiplantae, Streptophyta, Magnoliopsida, Zingiberales, Zingiberaceae. Gene Ontology annotation, molecular function: proton transmembrane transporter activity.